AUGCCCAAGAGUUUCAAGUUGGAAUUGGAGGAAGGGGCGCACGUGUUUCUUCCCGGAGAGACAGUCAACGGAGCCGUAGUACUUGAACUAGCGAGACCCAAGAAGCUCCUUAGCGUCCAAGUAUCCCUCGUCGGCUGGGUAGAGGUUCUAUCUGAGACCUUCUCGGCAAAGAAACAGUUCAUGGAGGACUCGACGACCGCGUGGAGCAAGCCGGAGACAGAGUCUUUCGGGACGCUGCCCGAAGGUCGGCACGUCCUCCCUUUCUCCUUCACGCUCCCCAACGACAUUCCGCCCAGUCUGGAGAACGAGGGAGACUGCGGGAAGAUCAAGUACAGACUCUACGGAAAGAUCAAGUCGGGGAAGCUGCAGAGCGGCGGCGUCGUUGAAAAGGCGCUGCGGAUAGUCGAGCUGGUCAACUGCAAACAGCCGGACCUCCAGAAUCCGGCGCACGGGAUGCACAAGGUGGACCAGUCUCUCUUUUACUUUGCCAACACGUCCAUGGAACUGAACGUGGAGCUCCCGCGAACCGGGUUCAAGCUGGAAGAAGACGUGCCGCUCACAAUCGGCGUGGAUGGCUGCAAAAGUCGCAUCAGCCUCACCGCGCGUCUCGUCCGCCGUGCGACGGCCGGUGUCCACGGAGCACUGACGAUCGACGCCGAGAAAGUUGCGAAAGUCGCUCUCAAGUCGUGUAAGCCCUCGCAGAACGGGACCACGGUAUUGUGGGCGCCGAGUCUGAAGAUCCCGCGCACGGAUCCCAGCCUCAAAUCAGACGUUAUCAACGUCAGCUACUGCGUACAGGUCACUGCGAAGUCGCAGUGGAGACCCAAGUUGUGUGUGGAAAUACCUGUCAUUAUUGGAAACGUGUCAAUGUAG
Molecule: messenger RNA, 873 nt
Organism: Geodia barretti
Lineage: Eukaryota; Metazoa; Porifera; Demospongiae; Tetractinellida; Geodiidae
Source: the annotation of a GenBank genome assembly